GGCGCGCGCACGCCGUCCCCACCACGCGGACACGAGCCCGCCGCCGUCCUCGUCGUUGUAAACGCGGCCUCUCCGGCUGGCCCUGGGGGCGGGGCUGUAAGAGAAAGUACCAAAGCCUGUGAGUGAAGUGAGAAUUCCACUAACAAGGAAAUGGCUGCAUCUUCAUCAUCCUCUUCAGCUGGUGGCGUCAGCGGAAGUUCGGUUGCUGGAUCUGGUUUCAGUGUCUCAGACCUUGGCCCACCACGGAAAGCCCUUUUCACCUACCCCAAAGGCGCUGGAGAGAUGUUAGAAGACGGCUCUGAGAGAUUCCUCUGUGAAUCUGUUUUCAGCUAUCAAGUGGCAUCUACACUUAAACAGGUGAAACAUGAUCAGCAGGUUGCACGGAUGGAAAAGCUAGCUGGUUUGGUAGAAGAGCUGGAGGCAGAUGAGUGGCGGUUUAAACCUAUCGAGCAGCUGCUGGGGUUCACACCCUCUUCUGGUUGACUUUGCCUAGAUGGUCACCUGUGCUGCACAGCAAGUGCAGGACCAGCAAGGAACUUACAGCUUACAAAGCCAUCCAGAGAUUCACAGCUCCAUCACUGAAUUGUUAAUUCACAUCCAUACUUGGUUUCUCUUUAUCUGUCCACAAGCAGCAAAUACUUAAAUGUGUGAUCGUCUGGGGAAAAAUUUUGUUUGAUUUGUUUUAAAAAGUAUUGAGAAUCAGAUUAAGACAAUCGGCGUCAGAGAACCAAGAGGUUUGGGUUUAAAAGAUAUUUAUAAUACUUCACAAGCCAGGUACAACACAUGCCGGAAUUGGCCAACUGAAUGGUGUCUCUCCUGUCAUUUUUGCAGUGCCUGGAAUCCUCACCAGUCAAGAUUGAGGUCAGGACCUGGAGUUAUAAAAUACAGCAUUCUUUAACUAAAACAUCUUUUUGCAGAAGAAUGUGACUUCAACUCAGGACCUGUCCAAAUGAGAAAUUUUUAAAUGUCCAGGGGAUUUUCUAUUUUUAGACAUCUAAUUCUAUAGAUUCUAACUUUUUCUAACCUCUUCUAGACAUGCCAAAUUCUGGCAAAAAGAAUUGCUUUUUGAAUGUUGAAGCACUUAUAAAAAUAAAGCAGUGAACAAAAUCCUUUUAAACACAGAAAUCCUGAGUCAUCUUGUUGGUGGGCUCGGGCAAUUCUGUAGCAAAUAAAUCCUUUGAAAGAG
Messenger RNA from Manis pentadactyla (Chinese pangolin), 1186 nucleotides. It is a transcript of the gene ANAPC16, whose product is annotated as anaphase promoting complex subunit 16. The coding region runs from base 151 to 483 and encodes 110 amino acids. The transcript is spliced from 4 exons. NCBI's taxonomy places the organism in Eukaryota, Metazoa, Chordata, Mammalia, Pholidota, Manidae. Gene Ontology annotation, cellular component: kinetochore; cytosol; anaphase-promoting complex. The record is from RefSeq and is a predicted model, not a curated record. Gene Ontology annotation, biological process: protein ubiquitination.